CCUAAUCCCCAGUCAAAGCACUCAAAGUCAACUUCCACUGAAACGCGCGCUAGCAAAUACAUAUAAAAACAGGUAACACAAUAUAUCCAACUGUCUAUUGACUUUUAAUCUUGAUAUUAUCCUACUUUCUGACCAGAUCAAACCUGUGCAUUAUUAGCUUGUUCAAUUAUAGAUUCAAGGAAGCAACCUCGUUGAUACCUUUGAUUAUGUCGUAGUUGCGCACUUUGCUAGUACGAUGAAGGAACAAACAACACAACAGAGGUAGCACAGUCGAUCGGCAGAUAUGAUGUUUGCCAGAAGACGGCUGUGGAUUUCUACUUUUCUACUGCUCGUAAUUUGCACGACGAUAGUCAAAGCCCAAAACAAUAGUCGGUGUUCUUCUUCUUGUGGUGAUAUUCAUAUUAGGUUUCCUUUUCGAUUAAAAGCUGAUCCCCAGAAUUGCGGAGAUUCAAGGUUCCAGCUCGAUUGCCCGAACAAUCGUACUGUCAUAAGUUUGGAAUCAAGGAAAUAUUACGUGCUGGAAAUUAAUUAUGAUCAAUUCUUAAUCAGAGCAGUUGACCCUGGUUUGGUGAAUCAGACCACGAACUGUAUUUCCCUUCCCAAUUACUUUACCACAAAUGUUCCUAGCACCUCACCUUUUGAUUAUUUUGCACCUAACAUUCCCAUUAUAUAUGUCAAUUGUUUAGCCACCACCGUAGAUCCUUCGCUCUACGUGAAGACUACUUUCUGUGGUUCACAGAACAAGACUUCUUUCUUUAAUUCUUCACAAAGUCAUAGUUAUGUGGCCAUAGGAGAGGACAUGUCUAUUACGGAUUUGGCUGAGAAUUGCAGCAUGGAAAUAGUGGCCUGGGCCUCAGCUCGUGGGCUUUCGGGUGAUAAUACGACUCUAUCGAGCAUUCAGGAUGCCCUGAGUUAUGGGUUUGAGCUUUCUUGGAAGCGUACCUUCUUGUGUAGAGAAUGUGAAGCGAGUCAAGGCAACUGUUUUGCUGAAGGCGACGGCUACAGUUGCGACCACCGCUGCUACGAUGACACGGGGAUGGAUCUUCCCCUCCCUUGUAGCAUCCACUACUAUGGUGUUCUUACGAUAUUUUACGGCGGAACAGUUCUAAUUUCACUUCUGUCAUUCCGGUUUUUCUGUGGAUUCAUUUUCCUGAUAGCACUAAUCGUGUAUAAAUGGAGAAGACGACACAUAUCUAUGUAUCAAUCAAUUGAAGACUUCCUGCAAACGCAGAGCAACCUUGUGCCAAUUAAGUACUCCUAUUCUGAGAUUAAGAAGAUGACUAAUAAAUUCAAGGAAAAACUAGGCGAAGGAGCCUAUGGAACUGUCUUUAAAGGAAAGCUCCGUAGUGGUCCUUUUGUUGCAGUGAAGAUGAUGCACAAAUCCAUGACUAGUGGGCAAGAAUUUAUCAGUGAAGUUUCCACAAUUGGAAGGAUUCACCAUGUUAAUGUUGUGCAGCUCAUUGGAUUCUGCGUUGAGGGCUCAAAACGUGCUUUGGUAUACGAAUUCAUGCCAAAUGGUUCCUUAGACAAGUACAUAUUUCCACAAGAGGGGAUUGUUUCCUUGAGUUACAAACAAAUGUUCGAGAUAUCUCUAGGAGUUGCCCGUGGGAUAGACUACCUACAUCGGGGCUGUGACAUGCAGAUCUUACAUUUUGACAUUAAGCCUCACAACAUUCUUCUGGACGAAGAUUUUAAUCCAAAAAUAUCCGACUUUGGGCUUGCGAAACUGUACCCAACAGAUGAUAGUAUAGUGAGUCUAACUGCAGCGAGAGGGACAAUGGGUUACAUGGCUCCAGAGUUGUUCUAUAAAAAUAUUGGAGGAGUGUCAUACAAAGCCGAUGUAUAUAGUUAUGGUAUGUUGUUGAUGGAAAUGGCAGGCAGAAGGAAGAACUUGAACCCAUUCGCGGAUCAUUUAAGCCAAAUUUACUUUCCUACGUGGGUAUACGACCAAUUUAAUGAAGGAAAUGAUAUAGAGAUGCAGAACGCGAACGAGGAAGAUAGGAGAAUGGUAAAGAAUAUGAUGAUCGUAGCUUUGUGGUGCAUACAGAUGAAGCCUGCUGAUCGUCCUGCAAUGAACAAAGUUGUUGAAAUGCUUGAAGGAGAUGUUGAACUCCUGCAGAUGCCCCCAAAACCUUUUGUAGCUCCUCGUGAGAUUGCUGGCGAUGUUAUUGAGAGAAUAACAAUAUCCAGUGAAAUCUAGGUGGCUGCUCAGCAUGCUGUGCAAAGCAUCAUCAUACACUUGGGCUGGUGAUUAGGCGCCUUUCUACAUAGUAUUUGUUUGUUUACUCGUGUAUAUCUUGCUAUUUCCUCAACUCAUGUACAUUUUACUCCGUCUUUAAUUUACAAUAGAUCCAACUUUUUGUGGAAGUAUCAUUUUCUUA
Molecule: messenger RNA, 2381 nt
Organism: Nicotiana attenuata
Lineage: Eukaryota; Viridiplantae; Streptophyta; Magnoliopsida; Solanales; Solanaceae
Product: rust resistance kinase Lr10-like
Exons: 4
Coding region: 284-2200 (638 amino acids)
Biological process (GO): protein phosphorylation
Molecular function (GO): polysaccharide binding; ATP binding; protein kinase activity
Source: RefSeq, a predicted model, not a curated record